Messenger RNA from Dissoconium aciculare CBS 342.82, 464 nucleotides. RefSeq names its product eukaryotic translation initiation factor 1A, X-chromosomal. The record is from RefSeq and is a predicted model, not a curated record. The annotation marks the transcript as partial. Gene Ontology annotation, molecular function: translation initiation factor activity; RNA binding. Lineage: Eukaryota; Fungi; Ascomycota; Dothideomycetes; Mycosphaerellales; Dissoconiaceae. Gene Ontology annotation, cellular component: cytoplasm. The transcript is spliced from 3 exons. Gene Ontology annotation, biological process: translational initiation.
AUCGAACUCUCGAGGCGACGAAGCCGGAAAAGCAAUCUCGUCAAACGCACUGCGAUUGAAAAUUCGCCAUGCCGAAGAACAAGGGAAAGGGUGGUAAGAACAGGCGUCGUGGAAAGAACGAGAACGACAACGAGAAGCGAGAGCUCACUUUCAAGGAAGAGGGUCAGGAAUAUGCUCAGGUCCUGAAGAUGUUGGGCAACGGUCGUUUGGAGGCACUCUGUUUUGAUGGCUCGAAGCGGUUGGCUCACAUUCGAGGCAAGCUGCGGAAGAAGGUCUGGAUCAACCAGGGAGACAUUAUUCUUCUCUCCCUACGAGACUACCAAGACGAGAAGGGUGACGUUAUCCUCAAAUACUCCGCCGAUGAGGCCCGUUCACUCAAGGCCUAUGGCGAACUACCAGAGAGCGCCAAGAUCAACGAGACCGACACAUACGGAGGAGAGGAAGAGGGUGGUAUCGGCUUCGAC